Molecule: messenger RNA, 2760 nt
Organism: Plectropomus leopardus (leopard coralgrouper)
Lineage: Eukaryota; Metazoa; Chordata; Actinopteri; Perciformes; Serranidae
Gene: chkb
Product: choline kinase beta
Biological process (GO): phosphatidylethanolamine biosynthetic process; CDP-choline pathway
Cellular component (GO): cytoplasm
Molecular function (GO): ethanolamine kinase activity; choline kinase activity
Source: RefSeq, a predicted model, not a curated record
GGUCACUGCGCGUGCGAGUAGGAGAAACGGUCAUCGGAAUAUAUGAUACUUUCAUCGCCCCACAUGCGAUUCAGAUUACUCAGCCAUGUUUGGUUUUUCCGGUUAAGUAAUUUUACCGGUGAACUGCGUCUGUCAGCGAGUCCCUCUCGCCGCUUCAGAACCGCAUUUCACACCACUCCUCCGUUUCUCUUCGCCCGGCAACUCACGAUGCAGUCGAGUCAAAAUGUGACCAGCGGGAGCGGCUGCGGGGAGGAGGGCUCGGUCCGGGCAGCAGGGCCGGGGCUGAUCCGCAGCAUACCCGCUAUCACAACAGAAGAUGCGGGUCUUCCGGCAGAGAAGAAAUUAGUGGUGAGCACGCUUGUCGUUAACGAGAGAAACUUGAGGACCCCGAGUCCUCUGUUUGGGGCCAAUGACGAUAACGACUCGGAGGCAGAGUCUUUCCGGGAUGGGAGAACCGAGGAGGUCGACCGGGACACCAGAGGCAGGGCGUUUGCCUGGUGCCGAGACUUUCUGUCAGGGUCCUGGAAGGUCAUCAAGGAGGAGGAUUUUCAAAUCAGCAUCGUCAGUGGUGGGCUGAGUAAUCUCCUUUACAUGUGUAGUUUGCCAGACCAUGUGCAGUGUGUGGGAGAGGAACCUCGCCAGGUGCUCCUCAGAGUCUAUGGUGCCAUCUUACAGGGGGUGGACUCCUUGGUGUUGGAGAGUGUGAUGUUUGCCAUCCUGGCAGAACGAACUCUAGGACCAAAACUUUAUGGCAUCUUCCCUGAUGGACGCUUGGAACAGUACCUUCCGAAUACCAGAAUGCGCACAGAUCAACUUUCAGAUUCGGCCAUAUCAGCUGAGAUUGCCGUUAAGAUGUCCCGUUUCCAUGGGAUGAGCAUGCCCUUUAACAAAGAGCCUAAGUGGCUGUUUGGGACCAUUGACAAAUACAUGGAUCAAGUGAUGAAGCUUAGUUUUACACGUGAAGCACAUGUGAAGAAGUACAAGAAGCUGAUGAAGCUUGACCUGCCUGCCGAGCUGGAGAGUUUACGUGCACUGCUGGCAGCAACUCCAUCGCCAGUGGUGUUCUGCCACAAUGACGUCCAGGAAGGUAACAUUCUGAUACUGGAAGACGAAGAGCACAACGCAACAGAGAGACUCAUGCUGAUCGACUUUGAGUACAGCAGUUACAACUACAGGGGUUUUGACUUUGGCAACCAUUUCUGUGAGUGGAUGUACGACUACACAUACAACCAGUGGCCCUUCUACAAAGCCACACCAGAGGACUAUCCCACCAGAGAGCAGCAGCUUCAUUUUAUCAGAAGUUAUUUGACAGAGAAGAGAAAAUACUCAGACAUUCCCGUGGACCAGACACAGAUGGAAGAGGACAUAAUAAUUGAAGCGAACAGGUAUGCACUGGCAUCGCAUUUCCUCUGGGGGCUGUGGUCCAUCAUUCAAGCAAAGAUCUCCAAGAUUGAGUUUGGAUACAUGGACUAUGCCCAGUGUCGCUUUGAUGCCUACUUCAAACAAAAGAAGCUCUUCUCCUGAUUUCCAGCAUGUGAAUCAGAAUGUAAUGUCUCUUUUAUCAGCUUUGUCUUAUUGACACUUCCGUCCUAUGCAGCUCUGCUUAUGACAAGCAGUGUUGGGCAAAAAAAUAGACAUUUACAUUUUAGCAAAAUGCAGGCAAUCUGUUUUAUUGAAGCACCUUUCCCAAAAGUGUGAAAGAGCACUAGUUAGAGCAGGUAUAGCUCUAUAGCAUUGAAUGUUGUUUGUUUUUUUUAAUCAUUUGAUGGGCUCAGUCAAUCUGAUGGUCAAAAAAUCCAUUUGUUUUCAUUUCAGACUGCAAGUCACAGUGUUUUGGUCUUUUUGGUUUAGUAACGGUAUAGUAUUCAGUUCAUUGUGGAAGGCUUUUGUAUAUUUUUUGAUUUAGUUUUUUUCAGUCUUUCUACCUCACUUCUUUCUUCUGAUGUUCAUUCUACAUUAGGGUCAUUCUUUUAAGGUCCAACGAAGUUAAGUUAAAAACAUACUUACAUUCAGCAAAUUAUUGCACGAGGGCUAUUUUAUACAGUACCACUGUAGUCAAAAUACUGUUAAUGUAAUCAUUAGAACAGUUAUAAAGUUGAAGGCAGUUAAACAACCAUCAUUAGAUCUAUAUUAAUGUACAUUUUUGCUGCAUCUUUAAAUGUUAGUCAGCUUGUAUGAACUUUUGUCAUCUAUAUAAUAUUCUACACUGAUGAUGUUAUUCUGACCCUUUCCUUGUUUCAUUGUUUUUCUUUUGUUUUGUUUAGAAUCAUAACUGGAAUAUUUAAACAUUCAUACCUAUUAGGUUAACUAAAAUGUCCAUGUUUUACGCAUAUGCAACCACAUCAACCUUAAAUUAGAUCCAACAGUAAUUAAAAUCUGUUUUAUGAUAAAGUCCUGUGAUGACUUCCUUUAGCUUGUUUGAAUUUGGGGUAAGGUUUUGACUUUUUCUGUAAACGUCUUUUGAAUUUCUUUUUAAAUUUCCUUUAUGAUUCUUUUGUUUAUUUGGAUUGUCUUCUGUAUUUGGUGAAAUGUUCUUCUACCUGUUAACCUCUUGAUAUCCUUGUUUUACACAUAACUGUACCAUUUUACUUAUGACUUAUAACUGUGCCUCAUUCACUGCCUGUAGCUGGUUGGGUUUUUUUUAAAGUGUCAUCGGUCCAGAACAGUUCCAUUCUGUUUAAAGUUCUCUGUAUUACGUUGGUCCUUUUUGCACUACUAAAAUAUCAUAUAAAAGCUAAUAAAUCAUGUGCUUAGAACCUG